AUGACACAAACACAACCACUAACAGAUUCGUUACCCAUCUUGACUUCGUCCGAAAAUUUACCAUCCACCAUUUCCAACACUAAUCCACCAAAAAUCAAUGUUGCUGAUAAAAGCAAUGAUCCACUUGCACGAAUCUCAAUGUCAACAUCGCAAAGAAUAGCGCUGGCAACAGCAAGCGGCGCAUUCUGGGGAUUUAUUUUCGGCGGGUAUGAAGGAAGUAAACGUAGUGGACUCCAAUACCGAGCAGAAAAUGCACAUAAAUUACCUACUACCAAGGGUGGAUGGUACUUUUAUCAUAAGCGUAAAAAUUACAAAAUGCUUUUGGGCGGGUUUAAACGAGGUGUGCGAUAUGCAUUUUUUACUGGUAGUUUGUGUUUCUCAUUUGUCGGAUUGGAAGCCGUGCUGGAUCGUCUUAGUGGUGAAACGAAUGUGUUAAAUACAGUUGCGGCUGGGGUUGGGACGGCUUUAUGGUUUUCAACAUUAUGCAAGUUAUUUUAA
This is a messenger RNA of Ambispora leptoticha, 498 nucleotides long. The record is from the annotation of a GenBank genome assembly. NCBI's taxonomy places the organism in Eukaryota, Fungi, Glomeromycota, Glomeromycetes, Archaeosporales, Ambisporaceae.